AGUGGCUGAGGUGAGGAUCCAAACACAGGUGAAUUAAACAGGUAGGCUGGUGAGGACGUUUUAAGAGUUUUAAUGAAGAGCAUGCUGACCAUGAAACUAUGAACAGACAAGGAAGACAGAACUGGGAGGGUUUAAGACCCUGUCCACACGUAGCCGGGGAUCUGCCAAAACGUAGAUAUUUUUCUACGUUUUGGCCUGUCAUCCACACAAAAACGGAGUUUUUUCACACGAAAACGGAUCUUUUUAAAAACUCCGGCCAAAGUGAAGAUCUGCGUUUUCUCCGUUUUGGGUGUCUGCGUGUGGACGGACAAAACCGGAGUUUUAAGGUCCGCAACGUCACUUUCCGCGACAAAAAAUGCUGACAUCACGUGUGUGACCUGUGUUUACACUAGCCGACAGCAUGGGUGCCCUCAGAGCUGCGCUCGCUUUAUCAAUUGUCCAAGCGCUUUUUGCUUGUUUGUUUUUGCAAGUGGAAUUACUGCUCCUUGCGGAAGACCACAGACGAAGGACGAGGUUAAGAACUGGGGAAGUACUGCCGCCUACAGGUCUGGCAUGUCCUUAACAACGUGUUUAUCCGGGUACGUGUGGACAGAGUUUGUUUUUUAAACGAGGUGGUGUGGAUGCAAGUUUCUGGAGGGGCAGAUAUUAGUUUUUUUUUUAAACCGGCUACGUGUGGACUAGGCCUAAAUCCACAAGGAGCUGAGUGAUUGGGAGACGAGAGGCAGGCGGGAACAAUUUGGAAAGACACAGGAUUGAACAGAAUGGGGAGACAGGACAGGUUGUGACACACAGACAAGGAGGCAAAUAUUCUCACCAUGAUAUCUAUUCUCUAAGGACUUGUGUUUGUUUCUGGUUAGUGCAGAAAAGAUUUUAUCUGAAUAGAAAACAUUAUGAUAAGGGUGGAGCUGAACAUGGGAACAGGAGGUUUAAAGGUUCAAAGCUUGUGAUAUUGAAUUGUUGUGAAGAUGGGUCUCAAGAAGCUUGUGUCUGGGUUCGUUGUGAUGAUCCUUCUGAUAUGCAAAGGUUGCCGGUCACAGACGCUUGAAUGCGGCAACGCACCGCUCAACCCCAAAAUCAUCGGUGGUCAGGAUGCUUCUGGAGGAAGUUGGCCCUGGCAAGUUGCUUUCAAGGAUUCUGGCUCCUUCUUUUGUGGAGGGGCAUUGAUCACCAACCAAUGGGUGCUGACAGCUGCUCACUGUGUACCAAGCAACAAAGUCUCCUUCCCAGAAGCCUAUCUGGGUCUCCACAACCUGUCUGGUUCCAACCCUAAUCAGCAGAUUCGAGCACUUGUUGCGACCAUCUGCCAUCCUGAUUAUGAUGAAACCACCAUGGAUAAUGAUAUCUGCCUUGUGAAGCUAGCAGCUCCUGUCACUUUCACCAGCUACAUCCAGCCGGUCUGCCUAGCCUCAGACGAGAGCACCUUCUUUGAUGGGAUCACAACCUGGGUCACUGGUUUUGGACUGACAAAUUCUGGGUCACCAUCCGACACUCUGCAGGAGGUAGCUGUACCAGUUGUAGGACCGAACAGGUGCUCGUGCAACUAUGAAAACGUUGCUGAAAUCACUGAAAACAUGAUGUGUGCUGGGCUUGAUAUCGGAGGGAAGGACUCGUGUCAGGGAGACUCAGGAGGGCCACUUGUGUCACUAUAUGAAGGUCUAUGGAUCCAGGCUGGAAUUGUGAGUUUUGGUGACGACUGUGCUCUCCCAAUGAGACCUGGAGUCUACACUCGACUGUCCCAAUACCAGAAAUGGAUCAGUGACACUGUUACUGGCAAGAAACCAGGAUUUGUUACUUUCACUUCCACAGGCUUUGACAACGACUGGUUCUUCAGCUGUGACACUAGUGUAUUUUCCAGUGGCGAAAACUUGAGUCACUUCACUCACUUAACCAUUCUCUCUAUUUUUUCUCUGAUUCUCCACUUCUUUGUUAGCAAUGGGAAAAUGUAAGUGUUGCACAGUAAUUCAAAUUAUGUGCACAUUUGAAAUGAAAAGCCCUUCUGUGUCUUGAGCAGUUGGUUUUAACGUAUUUCACCCACAAGAAAAUACUUCUCUAGUUACCACAAAAACCUUAGGUGUUGUGAAUGUGGUUGGUUCAAAAGCCACGAUUGGUUGUAGGAUGAUUCAUAUUGAUUGGUUAAUGUCUGAUGUGCAUUAAAUACAUUUUAAUCAUUGUUUGAGAUGGUUUUUAGACAUUAGUUGUUGAAAACAAAUAAAGAUUUACAAAAGACUGCUUUUGUUGUUUUAAAUUAUAUUACUGUUUACUGACAGAAUUCAAAUCAUUCGCAGAAUUUUUUUCAGGUGUGACGUUAUGAAGAUAAGACGACUUGUCUACACAAACUCUUAGGUAUGACCACCAGGUAGAAUAAUGUACUCCACUAAAAAUUCAGUAUCUUUCACUCUGUAUACAUCACUAUUUAAAUGAUCUUGCACUUUGUAAGAAGACAAGACAGCUUUGUUUCUAUGGCACAUUUGCG
This is a messenger RNA of Nothobranchius furzeri (turquoise killifish), 2473 nucleotides long. The record is from RefSeq and is a predicted model, not a curated record. Lineage: Eukaryota; Metazoa; Chordata; Actinopteri; Cyprinodontiformes; Nothobranchiidae.